Molecule: messenger RNA, 1110 nt
Organism: Prunus armeniaca (apricot)
Lineage: Eukaryota; Viridiplantae; Streptophyta; Magnoliopsida; Rosales; Rosaceae
Source: the annotation of a GenBank genome assembly
AUGAACGACGGCAUCAAUCUCUGUAAAGCAAUGGCCGACGCCGCCGCCCAAGAAGAAGAAGUGGCAGCAGAAGUGGAGGCCGUACAAGCAGUGUACGGCGAUGAUUGUGUGGUUCUCGAAUCGUAUCCUCCUCAUCUCCACCUCUACAUCAAACCUCGCACCGCCGAUGUCGCUUCACAGCAGUUUGUGGAAGCUGUCAUUGGAAUUCAAGCAGGUUCUCAGUAUCCGAAUGAACCGCCACAUAUUGAACUUUUAGAUUCAAAGGGUCUUGAUUUUCAGAGGCAAAAACAUCUAACGAAUUUGAUACGGGACAGAGCAUGCGACCUCUCAUCUUGUUUAAUGCUAGUGGCGAUUUGUGAGGAAGCAGUGGAGAAGCUCUCUGUUAUGAAUCACCCUGAUGGAGAUUGUCCAUUGUGUUUGUAUCCUUUGGUCCCAGAAGACGAGCAGAGUAAAGUUUUGCCAUUUAUGAAGUUGAUGUCUUGUUUCCAUUGCUUUCACAGUGAGUGCAUUAUUAGGUGGUGGAAUUGGAUUCAAACAGAAGAAAGAAGCAAUGCCAGUGAUUCAUCAAGUGCACAUGUGCCUCCUAUUAGAGACUUGCAAAAUCAUAAAGAUACACGUGGAGCUGUGGAAGGGGGUAUGGGAAACUGUCCAGUUUGCCGUAAAGUUUUUCAUGCUGAGGAUUUUGAACACGUGCUCGACUUGGUUGGCAAUCAUUCCUCACAUUUGAGUCUGAACGAUAAUGAAGAUGAUUACGGUGAGAAACUCCUGCAGUCUGAGUCAGAGAAUGCACGGCGACAAAACUUUGUGGCCCUAUUGAAGUUACAGCAAGAAAACAGUGGUUUAAUUGAACCUAAAAAAAAUAUUGUCGUCUUGCCUGGCAUGUUACUUCCACCACUGGUUGCAUCAUCCACAUCCGAGACAGCCAAAGAAUCUGCAGAAGAACAACAAAGAGAACCCCCAGUCACCACAGAAAUGCAUUCUGGUGGUUCCUCAGAUAGGCCUAAUACCCAUGAGCAGAGGAGUUCCAGCUCAAGGAAGCAGAGAGUACGUAAUACAAGAAGACCUGUCAAACAGUGGAUAAAGAAAGAGAGUGCAGGGCAGAGUGAGUAA